This is a messenger RNA of Sturnus vulgaris (Common starling), 1492 nucleotides long. It is a transcript of the gene SNX20, whose product is annotated as sorting nexin 20. Lineage: Eukaryota; Metazoa; Chordata; Aves; Passeriformes; Sturnidae. Gene Ontology annotation, molecular function: phosphatidylinositol phosphate binding. The record is from RefSeq and is a predicted model, not a curated record. Gene Ontology annotation, biological process: protein transport. Gene Ontology annotation, cellular component: early endosome membrane.
CCUCUACAAGAAGGCACAGACAUCUUUUCCUGCCGUUCGGGCUGUGCCUGGCCUCGCUCGGAGCUCUCAUGUGCCACAGCUAAAAGAACUCCGCCGUUGCCAGCUCCGGGGUCCAGGGCUGCUUAAAACUCAGCGGAGGAGCCGGAGCAGCACUUACCCCAAACGGAACAGGUGAUAGCAAGCAAUGGACCAAGAUUCACACUGCACAGCAGAAAGGGAACUGUUGGAAGCUGUAAGCAGAAUUACUACAUCUUCUACCACAAGUCCAUCUGAUGAAGAAGAAAAUCAACCCAAAGCUGAAAUUUCAUGUCAAGUGACAAAAGAAAACCCAGAAAAAGAUGACACUCGAGAUUCCAGUGCAACUCUAAGUCCCAACUCUUCAAUGACCACUAAGGAACUUCAGGAAUAUUGGAGGAAUGAAAAACGCCAGUGCAAACAAAUCAAACUCCUUUUUGAAAUCCCAUCAACCAGAAUUGUAGAGCACCACUUAUCGAAAUAUGUGAUGUAUAAAAUCAUCAUUUUGCAAACAGGGAGCUUUGACAGCAACAAGUCUGUAAUUGAACGGCGUUAUUCAGAUUUUGAGAAACUGCACAGAAAUCUGCUGGAGGAAUUUAGCGAAGAAAUGGAAGAUGUAACCUUUCCCAAAAAAACUCUAACAGGGAACUUCACAGAAGAAAUAAUCAAUGAAAGAAAAUUAGCCUUCAAGGACUACCUGAGACUCCUAUAUUCUAUGAAAUACAUCAGAAGAUCAAAAAAAUUUAUUGACUUUUUAACAAGGCCAGAGCUUCAGGAAGCAUACGGUUGCCUGCGGGGUGGCCAGUACACCAAAGCUUUGGAAAUCCUUUUAGAAGUCAUUGGGCUGCAGGAAAGGCUGACAAGAGGGAGCCCUGUUGCAAUUGUCCCUACUCUCUGUGCCAUCGUGGUGUGCCACAAGGACCUGGAAAACCCAGCAAGUGCCUUUGAAUAUGGAGAAAAAGCUCUGUCACGCCUCCAUGUGCACACCAGCCACAGGUAUUAUAUCCCACUGCUAGAAACAAUGAUCACUCUGGCCUAUGAACUUGGCAAGGAUUUCCUGUCUUUGCAAGAAAAGCUGGAGGAAUGGAAGACAAAGAAAGAUCCCAUACGGAUUUUUACCCUGAAAGAACUUGCAGUUCGGGAGUAUGUACGGUGAACACAAGAAACAUUUAAUGAAAAAUUUCAAGAGCAAACUCUUGAAAGAGUGAGAACUGGAAAUUACCUGUUUGGCUUGCAUAAUGCUGUAUUAAUAGGGAAAAAAAAAUCUUCUUUGUUCAAAGGGACAUUAACAUCUAUGUUGGAAUACUUUACAUGUACUGUACAGAUAUGAGAAGUAGCUGAGGAGCACCUUAAGGUUUUUUGAAGGAAAUAUGCCAGAAAAUAAUCAUUUAUGAUUGGUUAUUUAAACAUGGCUUAUUUUGUGUGAAAAGUCAGAAUAUGAAAAUACAAUUAAUAAAGCACUUGAAAAUCUAUAGAA